This is a messenger RNA of Ambispora gerdemannii, 387 nucleotides long. The record is from the annotation of a GenBank genome assembly. NCBI's taxonomy places the organism in Eukaryota, Fungi, Glomeromycota, Glomeromycetes, Archaeosporales, Ambisporaceae.
AUGUACGCUAUCUGGAAUAAUCGUUUUUCGGCUGUCGCAAAUGAGCUUGAUCCAGGCCAUUUGAAAGAGGUACAGUUAAACUGUACUGAAUAUAUUCAACUGUCUCGAGAGCCCUUGGUGGUGGUGUCUGAAUAUGCCGAGAACGAUUCCCAGACUUACUGGGAGGAAGUAAUUGAAGAAUGUAAUUUGGAAAAUAAGAAAGCACCAACUACGGCAACCAACGGCGGCGAAGCAACAACCAACGACGAGGCAGCACUAACGGCAAACGUACGAUACGACCUUCGUCACCGAAGCAUUGUCGUGCGUUUUGUUCGUGAAUGCACCGCCGCUACGGCUACCGUGGCAGUGGCAGAAGUUCAGUGCAUUGAACGCGUAAGACAACUGUGA